Messenger RNA from Loa loa (African eye worm), 2170 nucleotides. RefSeq lists its product as hypothetical. NCBI's taxonomy places the organism in Eukaryota, Metazoa, Nematoda, Chromadorea, Rhabditida, Onchocercidae. The coding region runs from base 1 to 1803 and encodes 600 amino acids. The record is from RefSeq and is a predicted model, not a curated record. The transcript has 11 exons. Gene Ontology annotation, cellular component: nucleus; cytoplasmic ribonucleoprotein granule. Gene Ontology annotation, molecular function: mRNA binding; RNA endonuclease activity.
AUGAGGUAUGUAUUUGAUCAGCAUCGGUUGUGCGCGGUGAUUUCAUCAGUUAGUCCGAAGUCAUUUUCUUUAUAUAGUCAGUUUACAACUGCUUUCAAUAUGCGGUCUGCGGAACAAGAUCGAGUUCCAAAGGUUGAGCGAGUGCCUUUAUCAGUAAUUUGCACCAGUGCAUCGGACAAGAUAACAGAACGGAGCCAAAAUCGUCUUCUUCGUCCUAUCUUUAUUAAUGGUGUUGAAGUUGGCUUCGCCUAUUCUAAAGGUGCAAAUGCGGUGAAAAAAUUGAGCGCACGUGGAAUAACAAUUACCUUGUGGUAUUUUAUAUCACGUGGUCAUCAAGCUCAAGCACUUUUGCCAUUUUGUUUUAAAAGUUAUCCAGAUAAAUCGAACCGCUGGGACGAGCUUAUGGCUCUUUAUCGCAUGAAUCUAAUUGAAUUUACACCAGGAAUUGGUAGUGACAAAUACGUUGAAGUAAAUCGUAUCAUGGCAAUGCGUGCCCGCGAAUACGGUGGUUGCAUGGUGGCACGAUCGCAAAUGCACGUUAUUGUUGAACAGAAUCCAAUGCUUGAUCGCACCGUUGAACAGAAAUUGCUGAUGCCGUCAUUCAAUGGAAACGAUAUUAUCUUCCCCAUUGAUGGGCCCCUCGGAAGAAAUGGAUAUACUUUUGCGGAUACGCUCACAUGUACGAUCGCUGACCCAGAAUGGUCACGUUGUAUCUUGCAACAAAUGAGUCUUCGUGACCAACGAAUCUGGAUGACUAAUCUGGCUAACAUCAUUCAAAACUCUCAAUGGAUAACAGCUGCUGGAAAAGUAUGUCGCCACCAGUCACAACAUUUCGUUUCCGUUCCACCAAUACAUUCGUCGCUCGAGCUUCACCCUCCUGAGACGAAUCCUCCUGAAAAUCGCGGAUUUUCUAAACUGCGACAUCGAACACGCCGAACUCGCUUUUUGAUGAGUACCAAUGGACAUUAUCACCGACCCGGCUAUAAUAACAGUUACAUGGAUCAUUCUUCAAAUCGUCGUAAGAACUGGACGCCGAAGCACGGCUUUUUUGAUGCAAAUCACUACUUUGUACCUUCAUAUCGACGGAAUUCACGCAAACAUGAUGAAAAAAAGGUGAGUUACAUUGGUCGUCCGAAUUCGAUUUAUCGUUUGAAUGUUCCAUCGCACACCUCGGCUAACAAUGAUACCAGAAGUGGUGGACCUAUCAGUCGACGGAAAACGACAGCAGCAGAUAAUCGUAAUCGUCUUACCAAUGUUAAGCCAAUCUUCGAUCGAAACCCAAAUUUAUUUGGAGCAAAGGACGAAUUGAAUAAACUUGCCCGAAUAGUGGAAGAAACUGAACAAGAAGAGGAUGAGGACGGUAGUAAGAAUGAUCUGGAUGAGGAACAGGAGCAGGAGGAGGAUAAGGAAAAGUAUGAGAAGAAAGAAAAAGAGGAGAAAGAGUUACUAGAAAGCAAUGCUUCUCCAGAACAGACCAAAGAACACUCAAUGAAGGGUAAGGAAGAUGCAAGCGCUACCUCUAAUGAUGCCGAGAGAGAUCAUCAGUUUAUAUCGUCCCGAGGAGAUAACGAUGUUGCAUCCUCCGUCGUCAAUGCUGAACUGCCGUUGGAAAUUGCAUUCAAGAAUAAACUUAUCAUUUGUUUUAGUUCCAAUGAUGCUGAGUCUGUUGCUGUAAGAGUUGCUGGUUGUAAUAAUGAAAAUGAUCUAAUUCACUUCUCGGACUCUGAACUGGAAAAUGAUAAUCCUCUCCAUGAAACCGAAAUAUUAAUGAUAACAGUGUCGCAAAUUACUGGUUUCAGUUAAAGAACAAAUAAUUUCCACAGGCUGUUUCAAAUGCGACGUUUUGAAAUGUCGGUUGGGAUGGAAUAAGUCAGUAAUGACUUAAAUAUGAAAAAUAAACCGAGACUAGUUUUCUCGCCAGUAUCAAGCGGCGGUGUAAAUUCAGGUACGGAAAAUGCAGCGCUAAAUAUUUCGCUCGCUUGCAAAGGAAAUACGUAACAUACAACGUGAUAUUUGGAUGAAACAUAGUAAAUAACGUCUUCAUCGACAACACAGUUCUAGCCAGUUUAGUAAGUCGAAAAAUCUAAAACCCCAGGAAAUUUCCCCUUGUCUCGUUGUAUAACGUAUUUUUUUUUCGUAUUUUUGUCACUCAUGGCAUUCGACAUUACUG